AAAAAAAUAAAAAAGUGCCUUGAUCAGUGAACUCUAGCUAGUAUUCAUAAGAGUAGGUCCAUCUUUCUCAAUCUCAACUAGAGCCGCCAUAUAUACGUGUUCAUAGUUCCAAAUUAAGAAAAUUUGUCUAGCUUGCUUUCAUUUCCUCUGAGAAAACAAAAAGGAAAUCGGUGGGAGAUGGAUGCUGCCGUUGUAGGGGCUGUAGCACAAAGUAUCAUACCUUAUGUUCUGCAGCUGAUCAAAGAUCAUGUUGCGUUGAUGACUCGAAAUGAAAAAAAAAUCGACAAGCUUUCCAGUAACCUCCGUCUCCUGGAAACAUCAAUGAAGCGAUACACUGACAAGCACUACUAUGGAAGCAUUCAACUGAUGCAACUGGCGAAGGAGAUCAGGGAACUGAUGAACGACGUUGAAGAUGUCCUGGAAACAUACGUCGUCGAGGAGGCACUGCACGGGGAAAAGAAUUGGGUCAAAAGAAAGGCAGACACCGGAUACAGAAGUCGCCUUCACACCAUAGGUGAAAGGAUAUUGAACCUGAAUGAAAGGGUUGACAAGGCGUACAAAGACAACCAGGGUAUUAUCAAUACUUUGUUGCAAAUAGACGAGGACCGAAGACGUAAUCCAAUUCCUGAAGCCAAUCAGCUAGGAAGCUAUCCAAAGGCAGACAGAAUCAUUGGGUUUGAGGAUGCAGCUGAUGACGUAUUGAUACUUCUUGGUGCGAAAUCCGGGGCAGUGGAGCAGAGCGUGCCCAAGGCACAGCAAGAAAUUGAAUCUAAGAAGCUAAAAGUAGUGACUAUUCAUGGCAUGCUUGGCCUAGGAAAGACGACACUUGCAAAUAAGGUCUUCAAGGCCCAAGAAACUGAAUAUGAUUUUUUUACCCGUAUAUUCAUUGAAGUUAAGGAGAAGUACGAGAAGAAAGAAAUGCUCCUCAGUAUCCUAAGGUCGUUGAAGAGUGACAUCAGGGAUCAGAACAUGGACAUCAUAGGCUUAGUCAAAAAGGUCCAUGAGGAAUUGAAGCACAAGUAUUUGGUUGUGCUGGAUAAUGUUUGGAAUAUAGCACAUUGGGAAGAUCUGAAGGAUGCUUUCCCGGACAAAAACAAUGGCAGUAGGGUGUUAAUAACUACUCGAGAUGUGCGUGUUUCCCACUGCAUUCAACCAAAGACUGAAGCCUAUCCAUUGCGAUUUAUGAAAAAAGAAGAGGCUGAAGAAUUACUAAGGAUGAAGGUUUUCAGAAAAAACGAAUGUCCAAAGCACCUGGAAUCUGUUGAACCGUUGAUUCUGAGAAAGUGUAACGGGCUACCACUAGCAAUAGUGCUAACAGGAGGUAUUCUUUUGCAUCAUCCAAAGGAUUUAAAGCAUUGGAAUAAUGUGCUUGAUAAAGUUCCUCUGUUAGAUGAAGAAAAUGUGAUUCAAAUCGAUGAUUAUAUAAGACUGAGUUAUCGUAACUUGCACCACAAACUCAAACCCUGUUUUCUGUACCUUGGUGUCUUCCCUGAGAAUUUGGAGAUCCAAGUGUCAAAAGUGUUGCAAUUGUGGAUCGCUGAAGGGUUCAUUCCCCAACAUCAGACAGCAAGCUUGGAGAGAAUAGCCGAACAAUAUUUGCAGGAGUUGGUUUACAGGAAUUUAUUGAUUGUGGGACAGAGAACUUUAGGUGGUGAGAUUAAGACUUGUCGUAUCCAUGACACGCUGCGUGAAUUCUGCAAGAAGACGGCCGAAGCAGAAGAUCUUUUCCAAGCAAUUGACACGAAUACCAAUCCAUCUUCCAGCCGUCGACUUUGCUGCAUUAACUCUCACUUCUCGGAGUUUGUUCGUGGAGGACAGCCUGUGGAGAAAGUCCGGUCAUUCUUGAGCUUUGGUGAAGAUGAAACUAGGUAUAAGGAAGAUUCCAGCUCAAGUAUUUUUAAGCCCUUCAAACUACUCCGAAUCUUGGAUAUUUCAUCCAUACACAUUAAGUUCUCUGGUCGUCUUCCCACUAAACUAUCCAAUCUUGUUCUCCUAAAGUUCAUCGACAUCAAUUUCAACCUUAAAAUACUUCCGAAGAGCAUGUCUAUCUUGCAUAACUUGGAAACCCUUAUAGUUCACACAACGGAACCAACCCUUGAUAUACAAGCAGAUAUUUGGGGAAUGACAAAGCUUAGGCAUCUGCAUACUAAUACUACCACAUCCUUGCCAGAGUAUCAGGAUCAAUCCUCAAGUAGUGGAAACCGUCAAACUUUGCCUCUACAAACUCUGUCUGCUAUUUCGCCUCGCAGUCUCAGAAAGGAAGUGUUUGAAAGGACUAAGAAACUCAAGAAGCUUGGUAUAUGUGGGAGUUUAGGCACUCUUGUGGAGCCUGAUGGUGAUUCUCAUUUGUUUGACUAUCUGUGCAAACUAAGCACUAUUGAAAAUUUGAAGUUACAUGGUGCUGAUAUAAAUUCCGAGUUGCAAGCCCUUCCUAAAUCAAACAAAUUUCCGACAAAUCUAAAAAGGUUGAGUCUAGAAAAGACCAGUCUAAAAUGGAAUAUUCAUAUGCCUAUAAUCGGAAAGCUCCAGUCUCUUGAGGUUCUCAAGUUGAAGGAUAAUGCUUUUGUAGGAGCGGAGUGGAAGACAGAAAAAGGGGGUUUUCGUUCUCUUAAAGUUUUGUUCAUUGGAGAUACAGAUUUAGAUAAUUGGGAGGUUGAAGGAGAUGAUCUCCCAGAACUGAGAUGCCUUAUCCUCAAGCGUAUCAAAUCUCUUGAGCAGAUGCCAUCUGAUUUUGAACACAUGAAGAACCUCGAGAGGAUUGACCUAGAGCGUACCAACAGGUGGCUAGUUAAAUCUGCCAAGGACAUUCAAAAAUCAAGGCCACAAAUUAAGCUUAGUGUUUAUCCACCAGAAAAGUGAUUGAUAAGUAAUGAUGUUCUGUAAGUGCUUCUCUUACAGAAUAUCAUGCUCACUUGCUUUUGUCUUCAGCUCCCUUGAAUGAAUUCUCAAAAAGGAGGUGCUGAAGCAUCUAUCUUCUUCAUGUUUUCUUCUCUGUUCUGCCUUAAUAAAGCCUUCUACCUAGCUCUGGCCAGCAACAUUCAGAUACUAUAUAACCUCUUUGAAUUGUUUUUGUUUCAAUAUCUUUGAUAAUGUCAUAUUUUCUUUUCAGCAAGUGUAUUGUGAUGAAAAUAAGGCCACAGAUCUCUUGGCCAAAUUUGUGCUAGAAGAACAAGGUGAGAAGGUAUUUGUUUCUGCAAGGAAUCUGAGCUGGAUCAUAUCUAGAAGCUCAUAUUUUCUUCCAGUUGAGAGGCUGGAUUUUAGUUCCAUAGUCUUGCUUCCUUGUAUUUUUAAGUUGGGGUGUGAACUUUGGAUCUUGCUCUGAUGUACUUCUCCUUGUGUUAAUUGAUGAAUAUGGUAUUGUCUUUCUUGUAAAAAAGAGUAUUAUCCAACCAGUGAAGUUAAGUUCCAUGUCUUUUGCUCCUCAGAUUAACAAUUCCUUGCCUUCAGAGAUUCAAGUGGGCUGGGAUGAUUAGAUUUUUAGGACAGUUUGCUUUUCACCUAAUGUUCAUAGCAAUCAACACUUCAUCUAUUCAACUACUUUGUUUCUGACAAUAUUGCAUCAGAUAUUCUGAUGGUAUGUCAUUUAUGCAACUAUGAUUCUCUG
Messenger RNA from Coffea arabica (coffee), 3604 nucleotides. Its product is annotated as putative late blight resistance protein homolog R1A-3. Gene Ontology annotation, biological process: defense response to other organism. NCBI's taxonomy places the organism in Eukaryota, Viridiplantae, Streptophyta, Magnoliopsida, Gentianales, Rubiaceae. Gene Ontology annotation, molecular function: ADP binding. The record is from RefSeq and is a predicted model, not a curated record.